AUGGCCGCUGAUCUCGAAAGACAUCUUCAGGAGCUGGUCGACACAAAGAAAAUCCCCAACGCGAUCCUCUACGCCAGCGACGCAACGGGCGACCUCUCAUACCACAGCGCCUUCGGCUCCUCGUCCCCCGUCCCCGGCUCGCCACCCCUCACUGAAGAUGUCUACCUCUGGGCAGCCUCAUCCACCAAGAUCUAUGUCAGCAUCGCGGUCAUGAAGCUGGUUGAGGAGGGCCGCCUCAGCCUCGAUGACGCAGUUGACGCCCUCCUCCCCGAGCUUGCCGCGCUCAAGAUCCUCACCAACAAGCAGCCGCCCUGGGAGUACAAGGACCCGGAGAGCAAGAUCACCUACCGCCAGCUCCUCUCGCACACGUCUGGUCUCACCUACUUCUUCCACCACCCGCACACGAUAGCAUGGAAGAUGCAGCACCCCACCCCCGGCGGCGACGUCCCCAGCAGGUUCGGCUACCCCCUCAUCUCCGAACCGGGCACGUCCUGGGAGUACUCGUGCGGCCUGGACUGGGCGGGGCUGGCCGUCGAGAGGACAGUCGGCACGACGCUGAGCGCGUACCUCCAGCAGAUCCUCGCGCCCGCGGGCGUGGAGCCCGAAGACCUGACCUUCUUCCCGCUGGACCUCCCCGCCUCCGCGCGCGUGGCGACGAUGGCGCAGCGCACCGAGGACGGCGGGUUUACCCCGGGUGACCAGGGGAUCCCGCCGCUGCCGGCAAAGGGCGAGAGUUUCUGCUACGGCGGCCACGGUGGGUUUGUGCGCGGCGGCGCUCCCAUAAAGGUCCUGCGGAGCCUGUUGGCCGACGACGGCAAGCUUCUCGGCCCCGCGGCGGCGGCGGAGAUGCUCCGGGCGCAGCUCACCCCGGAGCAGAGGACCUCGAUCAACAACGGGCUCAUGUACACGGCGCCGCCGUUCGAGCGCACCGCCGCCCGCGGGGUGAAGAGGGGCACGAUGGACCACUCGCUGUGCGGGAACGUGGACGUCGAGGGACAGCCUUGGGGAAGGGGUAGGGGGACGGUCAUGUGGGGUGGUGCGCCGAAUAUCAAGUGGUUUAUUGACCGUGAGAAGGGCCUAUGUGGUUUCUUUGGCGCGGCGUUGUUGCCUAGUGGUGACCCGACUUAUGUCGAUAUCGAGCUCGAGUUUGAGAAGGCGGUCUACGAGAUGGCUGGUAAAGUGGCGCCUGUGAGCUGA
Messenger RNA from Diaporthe citri, 1197 nucleotides. RefSeq lists its product as uncharacterized. The record is from RefSeq and is a predicted model, not a curated record. Lineage: Eukaryota; Fungi; Ascomycota; Sordariomycetes; Diaporthales; Diaporthaceae. The transcript has 2 exons. The coding region runs from base 1 to 1197 and encodes 398 amino acids.